Hansenula ciferrii is the source of this 1329-nucleotide messenger RNA. RefSeq names its product cyclin family protein. The coding region runs from base 1 to 1329 and encodes 442 amino acids. Lineage: Eukaryota; Fungi; Ascomycota; Saccharomycetes; Phaffomycetales; Wickerhamomycetaceae. The transcript has a single exon. The record is from RefSeq and is a predicted model, not a curated record.
AUGACUAUUGACAAGAAUAAUAACAAGAUGCUAGUAACAGAUGAUGAAUUUUUGAGCUCAGACCUAUUCAUACGGUUAUCAUGGUCAAUAUAUUUCAAUUCUUCAAGUUUAAUAGAAACUCAAUAUUAUAAAGAUUUAGAAAAUUUAAUAAGUACAACUUGUUUAAAUAAAGUUACUUUAAUUCAUACAUUAUAUUAUCUUUAUCUAUUGGUUAAUCAUAAACCAUUUUUAUAUCAAUCAUCAAAUUAUAAAUUAUCAUCAUUUCAAAGUUCAUCAAGAAUAAAAUUAUUAUCAAAUUCAAAUAGAAAAUCAUCAAAAGAAUUAUAUGAAUUAAUUGUUAUAUUAUUUAUGAUUUCAAAUAAAGCAAAUGAUGAUUCUUCAUAUACAAUGAAAACUUGGAGUAAUUUAACUCCAUUAACAAAUUCAAUUUUAAAAAAGAAGGAAUUGGUUGUUUUGAAAAAAAUUCAAUAUAAUGUAUUUCUGAAGAAUGAUGAAUAUUUAAAAUGGUGUAAUCAAUUAUAUCAAAUUGGAUUAAAUUAUGGAUUCAUUUAUCAAUCUUCACCAUUAUCAUCAAAUUCAUAUCAUGUUCAACCUGUUCAACCUGUUCAACUUGUUCAACAAAUUCAACCACAAAAUUUCACAUAUACUCAACCUACACAAACUCAAAUUCAAACUUAUCCAUUAACUCCAAAAUCACCAAUUCAAGAUGUUUCUUAUCAAUUACCAUUACCUUCAAUGAUUCCACAACAAGUUUCUCAACCACAACCACAACCACAAGUUGUUCAACAACAAUAUUCAAUUCCACAAUCAACAAAAAGAUCAAUUUCUCAAGAAUAUCAUUCAUCACCUUAUAAAAAAUUACAUCAUGAUAAUACACCAUCUAAAACCAAACCUUUUAAUUGUUCAGCAUUGAAUAAACCAAAUUUAAAUUCAUAUAAAUAUAAUUCAAAUUCAAGAUCAAAUUCUAAUCCAAAUUCUAAUUUAUUAUUAACUCCAAUAAAGACAAAUCAAUAUGAUUAUCAAAAUUUAUAUGAUCAAUCUUCAAAUAAUAAUAUUUUCAAUAAUAAUGGAUAUCAAAAUCAAUAUACUAGUGAGAAUUAUAAUCCAAAUUAUUAUAUGAAUAAUUAUCAACAAACUCAAUCACAAUUACCUCAACAAUCACAAUAUCAAUAUCAAUAUCAAUAUCAACCUCAACCUCAACAAUCAAUUCAAUAUCCAAUUUAUGGUUAUCAAACACAAUUUCCUCAUCCACCAAAUUGUCCAUGUUGUCAAUUAACAAAUUAUACAAAUUCUUAUCAUUCUUCAUUAAAAUCAAUGAUUAAAUUAUAA